AAUGCAGGUGAUAUAAGGUCAAGGUCUUAUAUCAGUAAACAAAACAUACUAAAAUAGUUCAUGAUGUAUUUUGAGAUGAUUGCGAAAUAUUGAAAAUUAUUUGGACAUAGCAAGAUGUCUUAUAUUAUAUUUAAGGAUUCAAACCCCCUGUUUAGUUCACUAAUUUAUCAAUGUAUGGAAAAUGAAUACUACAAAUUCCAAAGUUCAAACGCAAACUCAAGAAAACAAUCUCAGCAGGAAUUUUCAGGUGUCACAAAAACAAAAACAAAGUCAAGACAAAAAAAUGCCGAGUUUUACGAUAACCAAUUUACCAGAUGAUAUACUGUAUCAUAUUUUUUCAUUCCUCGAUGUCAAAUCACUAUGUCGAAUUUGUCAAGUCUGUAGAUUCUUCAAAUACUUGUCAAACAAAGACUGCGUUUGGUUGCAGCAUUUAAACAGUAGACCUGUUCUGAUUGAAAGCGCCCUGUCCUAUUCAGAAUUUAAAUAUGGUGGAUAUAUACACAGACGUACAUCAUCGAGUUUUGACCGUAAAACUCAGUAUAAAGCAAGCCUUAAUUGGAGUAAUGGUGCAUUUAGAGAAACAAGUCAGGUUUCUCAUGGAACAAGGUUGAUGCCAUGGAUUCAAAAGGUAGAAUCUAAUCUCUGGAUGUCCACAAAAAAUAUAAUCCGCUGUUUCUGUGUCCAGAAAAAUGGUAAUCUUCGGGAAAGGAAAAACAGACAACUUUAUGGAUUAAAUGAUGAUGUUAGUAGAUUUAUAAUUAAAGAUGAUGUUACUGUCGGUGCUUGUAGAGAUGGCAGUGUAUGCGGUUGGAAGAAUGAAUCAUGUGAUAUGAUGUUUAAAUAUGAUGAAUUACACGAUAGUGAAGUACAUUGUGUUGAUUUUUAUGAUCAGACAAUGGUAUCUGGUUCCAGAGACAAGACUGUUAAGGUUGUCUCAAUGAAACCUGAGAGAGAUGCAACAGAUCUCCUGAAGAAAACAAUCUACAUGGGUGAUCGAGUAUGGUCUAUUAAAUUAUCACCAUGUGGCAGUUUAUUAGCUACUGGAACUGCUGGUAAUAAGGGUUUACCUGCUUUAACUACAUGGGAUUUAAAAACUGGUGAAAUGUUGAGUACAUUAGAUCCAGAUCAUCAGGCUGGUGCUGGUAUAUUAGAUAUAAAGUUUGAAACACCUCAUACUCUAUUGACAUGUGGUUAUGAUACAAAUCUUUCUAUGUGGGAUCUGAGGACAGAUACAUGUGUGGCAAGGUGGACAGAGCCUUUUGAUUCAACAGUUUAUUGUUUUCAAACUGAUGGUAAUUAUUCUAUCGUAACUGGUACUGCACGUUAUGGUAUGACCAGAUUGUGGGAUAAAAGAAAAACAAUCUCGAUACAGCAAUAUUACAGUGGAAGAAACAGAAGUAGUCCUGUUUAUUCUCUUGUCUUUGAUCCUGGAAGACUUUAUGUUGCUUUAGAUAUAGGAAUUCAUAAAUUAGAUUUUACAUGAGGACACAUGAGUAAUUACUUGGGAAUUGUAAUGAUUCUAAUAUCUAACUAAUGUACAUGUGUCUUGUAUGGUGUAUGGCCUUAAGAAGGAUAUCCUCCAUUUUUGACCUGGGAUCGAGGAAGACUUUAAUAUCUUUAAGACUUAAAAGAUGUAUUAUGUAAGAGCUAAAUCUGCCUAUUACAGGUCUUUUUACUGUCUUUAGUUUAAACGUUAAAAAAAUUAUUGUUUAGACAUUUAUUCAUGUGACAAGGUCACAGUCAACUCUCUAGGUCAUCAGAUGGCCGAGAUAUUAACUGGAUUAGAACAGCAGCACUAUUUAAUUCUUUCUAUAUAUUUAUUUUUGAUUUACUAGUUUUGAACUAUUGCAGUAGAGAACAACCAACACUUUAUCUACAUAAUGCAUCUUUAACAGAAUAUAAUUUUUAUGGGGAACAGUCACAGGCUUUAUUACAUGAGCACAAUGUUUCAAUAGAUAUAUUCUUGUUUUUUGCCAUAAAUACAUGUAGUGUGUUCUUUUAAAUGUGUUCCUCAAUUACUAAAGGCCAUUUAAAGACUAUCUGUAAAGCUUAAUGUAUUCAGCUAUCAAUGAUUGUUGGUUUAUGAAAUAUCAGUUGUAAAAAUUAAUUUUUUAUAAUUUAUUUUUUUUUAAUAGAAUUGUUCUGCUUUUAAUAAAUUAUGAAAUGAUUA
Molecule: messenger RNA, 2170 nt
Organism: Patella vulgata (common limpet)
Lineage: Eukaryota; Metazoa; Mollusca; Gastropoda; Patellidae
Product: F-box/WD repeat-containing protein 4
Exons: 9
Coding region: 182-1483 (433 amino acids)
Biological process (GO): SCF-dependent proteasomal ubiquitin-dependent protein catabolic process
Cellular component (GO): SCF ubiquitin ligase complex
Molecular function (GO): protein binding
Source: RefSeq, a predicted model, not a curated record